Salvia hispanica is the source of this 1263-nucleotide messenger RNA. NCBI's taxonomy places the organism in Eukaryota, Viridiplantae, Streptophyta, Magnoliopsida, Lamiales, Lamiaceae. The record is from RefSeq and is a predicted model, not a curated record.
AUGGUGAUGGACGGUGGAGAUGAGAGUAGGGAGAUGAGGAAAAACGCUAAGAAAUGGAGGGAUUUGGCGAGGGAGGCUGUUGACGACGGUGGAAGCUCUCAAAUUAAUCUUAAGAUCAUUGCCCUCUCCUUUAAUUCUAUCAUCACUGAUAAAUAUGCACUUAUUUCCUUCAAAAACUCCAUCACUUCCGACCCUUAUGCUCUCUUGAACACUAAUUGGUCGCAAGACACAGUUUGUAAUUGGAUUGGUGUGUCGUGCGGCCUCAAACACCGUCGUGUCACAGCUCUCAAUCUCUCUGGCUAUGACCUUUUUGGAACUGUUGUUCCACAUCUCGGAAACCUAACGUUUCUCAGAUAUUUGGACAUCAGUUUCAAUAGUUUCGCGGGGUUCUUACCCUUUGAGCUAUCUAAACUGCAUCGUUUGAAGGUGAUGAAUGUGGGAGUGAAUUCGUUCACUGGAGAAAUACCAACAUGGUUGGGCAGUUUACCUCAACUAGAGGAACUCCAUAUGUACACUAAUAAGCUCAGUGGGUCCAUACCACAUGCUAUAUUCAACAUAUCUUCCCUCAGAGAUAUUAGAAUAAGAAAUAAUAGCCUUACAGGGCAAAUUCCACCAAAUAUAUGGAAAUGCACACAGCUUGAGAUCUUGGAGUUAGCCUUCAACAAUUUCAGUGGCAACAUUCCUCGUGAAAUUGGGAGAUUGAGCAUGCUUACAAGGGUGUUCUUGGCGUACGUUAAUGGAUUUCAAGGUGAACUGCCACAAGAGAUUGGUACUCUGCAAAAACUCAAAUAUUUCAAUUUGUUCAACAAUUUGCUAUAUGGAUCCAUCCCAUCUUCCAUAUUCAACAUAUCGACAUUGGUAGCAUUUCAUGCUCCAAACAAUGAUAUAUCAGGUGCUCUUCCUUCAGAUUUGGGGAAUUUGCUUGUCGAUUUUGAAAGGCUUACGUUGUCUAAUAACAAACUUAGUGGCCCAAUUCCAAGCUCUCUAACCAAUGCUUCUAAAAUUACCAUCUUGGAGUUGGAUGGAAACUCAUUUAGUGGCUCCAUACCCUAUUUUGGUAGUUUGAAGUUUCUACAUAGUCUAAUACUAGCAAACAAUAAUUUGAGUGGAGCAGAAUUCCCUACUCAUGAAUUGAGAUUUCUCUCGUCGUUGAGUAAUUGUCGACAUUUGCGGUACUUAGAAGUAACAGACAAUCCACUGAAUGGCAUCCUACCAGCUUCACUUGGGAAUUUUUCUCGUCUUUUGAGAGAUUUUCUGCCUUAG